AUGUCAUCCGCUGCAUUCUCGUUCUACGGCAUCCUUGGAAACUCUCCUUUGAGGUGCUACUCCUCCGACGGGUGCACUGCUUCCCCACAGAUUCUCCCUGGGGCUGCCACGCUGCGGCAAGCGCUCAUCCGGCAGUCGAAGGGCACAGAAUCUUUAGGCCCUUAUGCUUGCUGCCGCCGUAUCGAGGCUGUUCUGAUCUCUGGUGACUUCAUUCUGACUGUCACAUCACUGACUGUCACAUCACUGACUAUCACGGUAAGUCCCCGGGCUGAGCCACGCCGAGCCCAGGGUGGUGCAUAGGUGGUCUUGAAGCUCAUUGACCGGAUAUCAACCUGCUCCUCUCCGCCUUGUGCACGGCGAUCAGUCCUUCCGCUCAGUCUGUCACCAAAUCUAAGAGCUACUGGUCAGCCUUGUUAUUGCCCAACUCAUCACUGGUGUAUGUCACCUUGGCAAGCGGCAUUCAAGACGGUGACUGUGGCCGGCUCUCACAGGCAGGGUCAGAGCGAAGCGUAGAGCGGUGAUUGGGUCACUGCGCACUCUCUUGUAAUUGUAUUGAUUUCGCUCAUGUUGUCGUGCAGACGUUUGCGUGCAUCUUUUUACUGUUCGCGCUCUCUUUCGACAGGGCCAAGGGACCGUGA
Molecule: messenger RNA, 638 nt
Organism: Ceraceosorus bombacis
Lineage: Eukaryota; Fungi; Basidiomycota; Exobasidiomycetes; Ceraceosorales; Ceraceosoraceae
Source: the annotation of a GenBank genome assembly